Molecule: messenger RNA, 4396 nt
Organism: Onychomys torridus (southern grasshopper mouse)
Lineage: Eukaryota; Metazoa; Chordata; Mammalia; Rodentia; Cricetidae
Gene: Nod1
Product: nucleotide binding oligomerization domain containing 1
Exons: 12
Coding region: 488-3349 (953 amino acids)
Biological process (GO): regulation of apoptotic process
Molecular function (GO): protein binding
Source: RefSeq, a predicted model, not a curated record
GUUCCCAGUGUGUCACCCCUGGGCGAACUCCGAGGCCUGCCCACUACCUCCCGGCAGGGGCGGCUCUCCCAGCGCAGUAUGCGGCUGCUCUGGCCUGGGAAGAGUGACAGGGAGCAGCGCUCCGGCCCGUCCCCUCCUCGUCCGCCCGCUCCGCCCCAUUCUUUCCCGGGAGCCCACCCGAGCCCGGGCGCGGCAAGGCGGAGCGGCCUUGGUGCUCGCCAGUUCCCGUUCCCCGAUCGCGAGCCGCAGUGCCCACCCUGCCCUCCAGCUGCUGCCGUCCCCUCCGGAUCCGCGACCCUAGUCCCCGGAUGCCCACACUGCGGGCCCCCGAGCUCCCGGGCCACCAGAGCCAGCGUUCUGUCAAUUUGGGUCAGCAAUGAACGGCAGGAUCCUGGACGGUGGCCCUGAAGCCUGAGUGCCUGUCUGUCAGGGUGACACAUGUGGUUAAAGAUGAAUUUGAGAAAAGUAGCUGCUGCCUUCUGGAACGAUGGAAAAGCAGGGCCAUCAUGAGAUGGAAGCCAUCCCAGUGGGCUGUCACUCCUACAUUAAACUGUUGAAGAUCAACAGGGAACAUCUGGUCACCAACAUCCGAAACACUCAGUGUCUGCUGGACAACUUGCUGAAGAAUGGCUACUUCUCAGCUGAAGAUGCAGAGAUCGUGUGUGCUUGUCCCACCAAGCCUGACAAGGUCCGAAAAAUUCUUGACCUGGUGCAGAGCAAAGGUGAAGAGGUGUCCGAGUUCUUCCUCUAUGUGCUCCAGCAGCUCAAGGACGCUUAUGUGGACCUCAGGCUGUGGUUAUCAGAGGUCGGUUUCUCUCCUUCCCAGCUCAUUCGGAGCAAAACCAUCGUCAAUACUGACCCAGUGAGCAGGUACACCCAGCAGCUGCGACACCAACUAGGCCGGGACUCCAAGUUCAUGAUGUGCUACGCCCAAAAAGAGGACCUGCUGCUGGAGGAGACCUACAUGGACACACUCAUGGAGCUAGUGGGCUUCAACAACGAAAACCUGGGCAGCCUGGGAGGCCUGGACUGCCUGCUGGACCACAGCACCGGCAUCCUCAACGAGCAUGGCGAGACUGUCUUCGUGUUUGGGGAUGCAGGAGUGGGCAAGUCCAUGCUGCUGCAGCGGCUGCAGAGCCUCUGGGCGUCCGGCAGGCUGGCAUCCACAGCCAAGUUCUUCUUCCACUUCCGCUGCCGCAUGUUCAGCUGCUUCAAGGAGAGUGACACAAUGAGUCUGCAGGACCUGCUCUUCAAGCACUUCUGCUAUCCGGAGCAGGACCCGGAGGAGGUGUUUUCCUUCCUGCUACGCUUUCCCCACACCGCGCUCUUCACUUUCGAUGGCCUGGAUGAGCUGCACUCGGACUUUGACCUAAGCCGUGUGCCGGACAGCUGCUGCCCCUGGGAGCCGGCACACCCGUUGGUCCUACUGGCCAACCUUCUAAGUGGGAGGCUGCUCAAGGGAGCCGGCAAGCUGCUCACUGCCCGUACAGGCGUGGAGGUCCCCCGCCAGCUCCUGCGCAAAAAGGUGCUGCUCCGGGGCUUCUCCCCGGGCCACCUGCGCGCCUAUGCCCGCAGGAUGUUCCCCGAGCGCAUAGCUCAUGAGCAUCUGCUGCAGCAGCUAGAUGCCAACCCCAACCUCUGCAGCCUGUGCGCGGUGCCGCUCUUCUGCUGGAUCAUCUUCCGCUGCUUCCAGCAUUUCCACACGGCCUUUGAGGGCUCCUCCCAGCUGCCAGACUGUGCCGUGACCCUAACCGAUGUCUUCCUGCUGGUCACUGAGGUGCAUUUGAACAGGACGCAACCCAGCAGCCUGGUGCAGCGCAAUACCCGCAGCCCGGCAGAGACACUGCGUGCAGGCUGGCGCACGCUGCACGCACUGGGCCAGGUGGCGCACCAAGGCACCGACAAGAGUCUCUUUGUGUUCGGCCAGGAGGAGGUGCAGAAGUCGAAGCUGCAGGAGGGGGAUCUGCAGCUGGGCUUCCUGCGGCCUCUGCCCGACGUGGGUCCUGAGCAGGGCCAGCAGUCCUAUGAGUUUUUCCAUCUCACGCUCCAGGCUUUCUUCACUGCCUUCUUCCUGGUGGCAGAUGACAAAGUGGGCACCCGGGAGUUGUUGAGGUUCUUUCGAGAGUGGACGUCUCCUGGGGAGACAUCAAGCACAUCCUGUUAUCCUUCCUUCUUCUCCUUUCAGUGCCUGGGUGGCGGUAGCCGGUUGGGCCCUGAUCCUUUCAGGAACAAAGACCACUUCCAGUUCACCAACCUCUUUCUGUGCGGUCUGCUGGCCAAAGCCAGGCAGAAACUCCUUAGGCAGCUGGUGCCCAAGGCUACCCUGAGGAGGAAGCGCAAGGCCCUGUGGGCUCACCUGUUCGCCAGCCUGCGCUCCUACCUGAAGAGUCUGCCCCGAGUCCAGAGCGGAGGCUUUAAUCAGGUGCAUGCCAUGCCCACAUUCCUGUGGAUGCUGCGCUGCAUCUAUGAGACACAGAGCCAGAAGGUGGGGCGCCUAGCCGCUAGGGGCAUCAGUGCCGACUACCUCAAGCUGGCCUUCUGCAACGCUUGCUCUGCCGACUGCAGCGCCCUGUCUUUUGUCCUGCACCACUUCCAUAGGCAGCUGGCCCUGGAUCUGGACAACAACAACCUCAAUGACUAUGGAGUGCAGGAGCUGCAGCCUUGCUUCAGCCGCCUCACGGUUAUCAGACUCAGUGUCAAUCAGAUCACAGACACAGGGGCGAAGGUGUUGUGUGAAGGACUGACCAAGUACAGAAUCGUGACAUUCCUGGGCUUGUACAACAAUCAGAUCACUGAUAUCGGAGCCAGGUAUGUGGCCCAAAUCCUGGAUGAAUGCAGAAGCCUCACGCACCUUAAACUGGGAAAAAACAAAAUAACAAGUGAAGGUGGCAAGUGUGUGGCUCUGGCUGUGAAGAACAGCACCUCCAUCAUUGAUGUUGGGAUGUGGGGCAAUCAGAUUGGGGAUGAAGGGGCAAAGGCCUUCGCAGAGGCAUUGAGGGAUCACCGCAGCCUGACCAACCUCAGUCUUGCAUCCAACGACAUCUCUCCAGAGGGAGGGAAGAGCCUCGCGCAGGCCCUGAAACAGAACACCUCUCUGACAAUAUUCUGGCUGACAAAAAAUGAACUUAAUGAUGAGGCAGCAGAGUGCUUCGCAGAGAUGCUGAAAGUCAACCAGACGCUGAAGCAUCUGUGGCUUAUUCAGAAUCAUAUCACAGCCAAGGGGACAGCCCAACUGGCUGAGGCAUUGCAGAAGAACACCACCAUAACAGAGAUCUGUCUCAAUGGAAACUUAAUUAAGCCCGAGGAGGCCAAAGACUUUGAAAAUGAGAAGCGAAUCAUCUGUUUCUGAUAGACAUUCCUGCCCCGGAUCUUUGACCUAGGUUGCUUCUCAGUCACAGACUGCACUGUGUCGUCAGCAGGGACAUGGGAUGCUGUGCAGGGCCUGCAGCAAGGGGACUGUCAGGAGCCCUCUCCUGCAGAUGCUUGGAAUGGUAGCUCCCUAGCUGUGGCCGGGACUCUGCAGAAGUGUCUCAGGAGCUGCUGUCAUCAUUCAAAACCAGCCAGGCAUUGUCUGUACGAAGAGACUUCCCUGUAUAUCCAUAAUGAUGUCUGAAGAUGGAAGAAUAAGAAGCAGAGGGAGCCGAGCUCAGGUCCCACAGAUGCUUGCUUGAAGGGUUCAUGGGACCGAUGUCACCUUCAGGAAAGAGCAGGGAACUUGGGCAGAGCCGGCAGCCAUGUUUUAGAAAAAGGCACCUAGUGACCAUACAAUUAUCUUGAAAUCUCCUUCCUCUCCUCAGUAUCCCUGGUCCCCACCGUACAGAUGUGUUUUUUCCUCGCAGCUGUAGGUCCACUGUGGAGAGGACUCAUCCAAGGACCCACCGCAAGCUGGUAGUCAAGGGCUCAUCACAGACUUCGGUUUCAGUUUUAAGGGCUCAUCACAGACUUUGGUUUCAGUUCUGGAUUCUCCCUGGCUGCAAAUGAGAGUCAGAGGCCACCCUCUAAAUCAGUCUCAGAGGAACUCUAUGCCUUAAGGGGACUGAGGUUCUACCCAGAAUUUUUUCCCAUCUCUACUUGCCCCAGGAGGAAGCAUCAGUUCCCAUCUGCCAGCCACAGCAGCAUGGCUUGUCUCAACGGUCCUGAGAUCCCAAGCAAAACUCUCUCCCUGCCCGUGAGCAGGAAGUAUCUUCAUGCGCUCAGCAGUUCGAGGGUAACUGAGCAUAACCAAGACUCAGGGAGCUGGCUGAGAGCCCCACCAGUAGAGUAUGGCAGAUACCCACCACUAUGGUGGGUAUGUGGGGACGCCCAGCAGGGUGGGGUGGUUGGGGCUGUUGUUGCCAGAUAGCACGUUCUUUUGCCACCACAUUUGUUAAUAAAAUACUGAAAAUGCUCACUAUUU